GUCCCUGGAUUUGGGUUCUGGGGCGUGACAUGAAUGGUUCAAAAAAUGGCUUGAAAGUUUAUGGUUAAUGGUUGAAACUUUAGAAUUUUUUAUUCAUUUUUGUAUGUAGCAAAUCUGCCACCCCUUUUCCCCAUAGAUGAAUUGUCUUUUGAUUUUUUGUAAUCUUGCUUAGAAAUUUGUUCUUUAAAUGGAAAAGUCUUGCUUAGAUUUUAAAAUGGGGCUUCUUUAGUUUUGCAUAGGCUACAAUCAUUUGGUGUUAAGUUUGUUGUGUUGACAGCCUAGGGUUGAGUCCAUGAUGAACCUUCUUUGAUGAGCUAUCAGCCAUGUGUUGCAGGAAAUUGAACAACUUUUGAUGCCUUUUUUUGGACUUGUGAAAUUUACAUUUGGUGCCGUCUGUGGGAAUUCGAACUGAAAGCUCUUUUGUUGCUCUCUUGUAAUGGUUAACACUCGAUCAGUCCGAGCUGGAAACUCAUCUCAGCCUCUUGGACGAGGUCAACCCCCCAACAGCCUUCCACCUCAGCUUCCACCUCAGAUCCCAAAUAUGUUCCCUCCUGUUGAUCAUGCAAAAGAAGGAGAUGAGAAUCAACCACACAACUCAGCUCACAACUCUACUUCCACUGCCAACCAAGAUGUAGUUGCAGCUCAGCUUACUGCCAUGCAACAACAGUUUGGUGUCUUUCAACUAGUGUUGGCUCAGCUCUUAGCUUGGAACAACCCUAGUGAUCCCCUCAUCAAUCUACUUAACCCAGCUCCACAACCCCUAGCUCCACAACAAAACCCUGAACUAGUUCAACAUGCUCUUGCUCUUAGUGAAUCUCAGGGCCAGUCUCACAUCGCUCCAGCUCAGCAACCCCUCCCUAAUGAUGUCACUCGACGUCUAGGCAGCUUAGAAAAUCUACCUCCGAGGUCAAUCAGCUCUUAUACAGAAAUAGCAUCUGCUUUUGCCACAAAGUUUUCCAGUAGAAGGUUGAUAAGGAAAAUUACUUCUGAGUUGAUGCGAGUUAAACAGAGGGACGAAGAAUCUUUGAAGAAUUAUAUGAGUAGAUUCAAUGAUGCAGUACUGGAAGUUAACUCCUUUACCCAGGUUGUAGGAAUUACAGUUGUGAUCUCAGAGAUCCAAGCUAUGGUUUCUCAAUCUCAUCUCUGCAUGAAAUUUUCAACCCCCAUGGGAAUUUCAACACUAAGAGGAAACCAGGGAGUGGCCAGACACUAUUAUCUCACUUUGGUCACAAGGCCGCAUAAAAAUAAAGAUCAGCCAGUAGAAAACCCUUCCCCAAAAAUUCAUGACAAUCAACAAGUGAUGGGGGUUGAAAUCCUUGAUAACCAACCUGAAAAUGAAACCCGAGCUGCUCUGGGUGAAGAUAUUGAGGAAAUACAGAUUGAUGAAGAUGACCCGAACAGAAAAACACAAAUAGGAACUCGGCUGAACCCCAAGGAGAGAGCAGAGCUGAUAACCUUUCUCCGCGCUAACAAAGAUAAACCAGUGGCCCAGAAGCAAUGCCUCUUUGGGGGGGAGAGGUUAAAGGUCAUCAAAGAAGAAGUUGAAAAACUGUUACAAGCUGGCUUCGUUAGACGGGUCGAUUACUGUGAAUGGGUCGCCAAUCCUGUGUUGAUGAAAAAAGCAAAUGGCAAAUGGCGAAUGUGCAUCAAUUACACUAACCUCAACCAAGCAUGUCCAAAAGACUGUUACCCAAUUCCAAACAUUGACAAGUUGGUUGAGGCAGCUUCUGGAAAUGAGAGAUUAAGUCUCUUGGAUGCAUACUAUGGCUACCACUUGGUUCCAAUGGCUCCUGAGGAUGAAGAAAAAACCUCGUUCUAUGCUGGAGAUGAGAUCUAUUACUAUGUAAUGAUGCCCUUCGGCUUGAAGAACGUAAGUGCCACUUACCAGAAGAUGGUUACCAUCGUAUUCCGAGCUCAACUAGGUCGGAAUCUGGAAAUUUAUGUUGAUGAUAUAGUGGUGAAGAGUUUGAAAGCUGAAGAUCACUUAACCGACCUCGAGGAGACAUUCAACAAUCUCAAAAAGAACAGAAUGAGGUUAAAUCCAGCAAAGUGCAUCUUCGGUGUGGAGUUGGGAAAAUUUCUAAGCUUCAUGGUGUCCAAAAGGGGGAUUAAGGUCAACCCCGAGAAGAUCAAAGCAGUAGCCGAGAUGGAACCAUCGAAAUCACCCCAUUUGCUGAUAAAGGCCAAUGAUGGAGAAAUCCUUUACCUGUACCUCUGCAUAUCAGAUGAAGCCAUCAGUUCUGUGCUAGUGAGAGAAGAGGAGAAGCAACACAAGCAAGUUUACUACACUAGUAGCGUGUUACAUGGAGCUAAAAUCAGAUAUUCUAUUGCUGAGAAAGCAGCCUUAGCAGUUGUCACUUCGGCCAGGAAACUGAGACCAUAUUUCCAAUCACACCCAAUCAUAGCCAAUGAUGGAGAAAUCCUUUACCUGUACCUCUGCAUAUCAGAUGAAGCCAUCAGUUCUGUGCUAGUGAGAGAAGAGGGGAAGCAACACAAGCAAGAAACUGAGACCAUAUUUCCAAUCACACCCAAUCAUAGUUCUCAUGGUUCAGCCCCUCAGACAAAUCUUGCAGAAGCCAAAAUGAUCAAAUGGGCCGUUGAACUGGGAGAAUUUGAGAUAACAUUCCAGCAGAGGUCAACAAUCCGGGCUCAGGCUCUUGCAGAUUUCAUAGUAGAAUGCACCUCGUCUCACUCUAGUUCCCAGUUCGAGUUGGACAGUUGGAUUCUGUAUGUUGAUGGAGCAUCAAGUAACAAAGGUUCUGGCGCUAGUGCAAUCUUACUUGGCCCAGAUGGGUACAGAAGUGAACAUGCUCUGAAAUUUAAUUUUGAUGCCACCAACAAUAUGGCUGAGUAUGAGGCUCUGCUACUUGGCUUACAGUUGGCAGUAGAACAGAAAGUUGCAGCGAUACAAAUAUACAGUGAUUCACAACUAGUAGUCAAUCAGGUCAACUCAGUCUAUGAAGUGGUUGACCCUGUUAUGAUGAAAUUGGUCAUUGUCGAAAUUUUGGACGAGCUUAGCUUCAUAAAACCAAAAAUGAUGAAAAUCAACACAGAUCCUGACACACCGAGCUGGACAGAUCCAAUUAUCUCAUUUCUACGAGAUGGCACAGUGCCUGCAGAUAAACAGGAAGAAAUGAGGUUGAGGAAGAAAGCAUCUCGGUACACCCUUGUUAAUGAAGUCCUUUACAAGAGAUCUUUCUCACUCCCUCUACUCCACUGCUUGAACCCUUAUGAAGCUGAGUACGCACUUCGGGAGGUGCAUGAAGGUGUUUACGGAAGUCACAUUGGUGCUCGAACUUUGGCUCAUAAAGUCCUUGGGCAAGGAUAUUACUGGCCCAACAUGUAUAAAGAUGUCACUCAGUUCGUACAAAAGUGUCAGAAAUGUCCAUUUAUGAAGGGAGUAGAAGGUGUAACCCAUCUGAUUCUUGGUGUGGAUUAUUUUACGAAAUGGGUUGAAGCUCGACCAUUAUCCAGUCUUACCUUCAAGAAGGUCGAAGAUUUUGUUUUUAGCUCAAUCAUUUGUAGAUAUGGGAUCCCGAAUCAAAAUGUGGCUGAUAAUGGAACUCAGUUCAACUGCUCUUCUUUUAGAGAUUUCUACUCUAGUUAUGGGAUCAAAUUGCAGUUCACCUCGGUGUACCACCCGGAAUCUAAUGGAAUGGUAGAAUCUGUUAACAAGGCAUACAGAACCACGAGCCGAACUGCCACAAGUGAAACACCCUACCAUCUGGCCUUUGGUACCAAAGCAGUCAUUCCUAUCGAGAUAAGAGUCCCAAGCUUCAGGGUCACCCAUUUCGAUGAAGGACGAAAUGGACAACUGCUUCGGGAGAACCUUGAUCUACUUGACGAAGUUAGAGAAGAAACACGGCUUCGAACUCUUGUAUACAAUCAGAAAAUAGCCAACUUCUACAACAAACGAGUUCGACCCCAGACAUUCAAAGUAGGAGGCCUUGUUCUCAGGAAAGCUGGUCUAAUAGGGUUCGAAACUUGAUUCGGAAAGUUAGCACCAAACUAGGAAGGCCCCUACACUGUAACAGAAGUGCCGCACCCAGGUGCUUAUAUCCUGUGGGGCACUGAAGGCAAAAGGGUUCCUAGAGUCUGGAAUGUCAAUAAUUUGAAGAAAUUCUACCCUUAAUACACUUCUUCCCAGUGAAACUUUGUCUUAUUUUUAUAAUUGUCAUUAUUUUCUCUUUUUGCUCAAUGUAUAUACGAGCUCAAUUCAUUUACCUCAUUAAUGAAUUUCACUUCACAUU
Molecule: messenger RNA, 4250 nt
Organism: Rubroshorea leprosula
Lineage: Eukaryota; Viridiplantae; Streptophyta; Magnoliopsida; Malvales; Dipterocarpaceae
Source: the annotation of a GenBank genome assembly